ACGUCCCCCCUUUUACAUUCACCUCUGCUUCUCUUCACCCUGACACAAAAACCCUGAAACCCUAAACUCUACUGGGCUCAAAGCAACAAGAAGAAGAAGAAUGUUUGGGGUUGUAUUCCCAAACCGUAGCUUCCCAAUGGACAUCAGCUCCUUCUCCCAAAUCGACACUUUCCAUUGGGUCCUCGACAUGAACACCUUCGUCGGCGAGGCCUACGAUCAGGUCCGUGAAAUCUGCAUCUUCCUCUUAAACGGCUUCCAGCUCCCCCCGGACAAGGCCCUCGCCGUUUACAUCCAGUCCCCCGGCUCCGCCUUCUUCUUCUGCGGCGCCAUCACCCUCGCUCGCCCCUCCGCCGUCCUCGCCCUCCCCUGGCCGGACCCCGGCGGCCAGCUCCAGCUCACCGCCGACGCCGCACCUCUCUCCGCCAAGAUCGGCGUCUCCGUGGAGGACCUGGCCACGCUGCCGUCCCUGGACGUCACCGCCGGGAAGCGGAUUGAGCGCCUGGCAAUGAAGGUCGGGGAGAAUUUAUUCAAUUUCAUGCAGUCGUUUUGUGGAGUCGAUGGGUCGAAGCUGGUGGUGCCCAUGGAUAUAUUGGACCGGUGGUUCAAGAAAUUCCAGGAGAGGGCUAAGCGAGACCCCGAGUAUCUCAAGGGCUUCGUUUUGUAAUUCCCCGAGAUGCAGGUAGAGUUGUUUGAUGGAAACAAUGGAUAGGUGUGUAUGAAUAUGGCCACCGAAUUCAUUUUGUUUAGUUUGCCAGUGAGUAACCACCGAAUUUGGCCAAAAUGUGUAUGAAUUGUUGGAAUCUUCUGUUUCAUCUGUGUAUAAACAUGGCACCAGCUUUGUUAAUUCUGAACUUUAACAUUAUGAGUUUUUUACUUA
This is a messenger RNA of Argentina anserina (silverweed cinquefoil), 877 nucleotides long. Its product is annotated as protein OPI10 homolog. The coding region runs from base 101 to 664 and encodes 187 amino acids. Gene Ontology annotation, biological process: protein import into nucleus. Gene Ontology annotation, cellular component: cytosol; nucleus. Gene Ontology annotation, molecular function: nuclear import signal receptor activity. Lineage: Eukaryota; Viridiplantae; Streptophyta; Magnoliopsida; Rosales; Rosaceae. The record is from RefSeq and is a predicted model, not a curated record. The transcript has 2 exons.